Molecule: messenger RNA, 2592 nt
Organism: Peromyscus californicus insignis
Lineage: Eukaryota; Metazoa; Chordata; Mammalia; Rodentia; Cricetidae
Gene: Vps37b
Product: VPS37B subunit of ESCRT-I
Exons: 4
Coding region: 75-932 (285 amino acids)
Biological process (GO): protein targeting to membrane; protein targeting to vacuole; ubiquitin-dependent protein catabolic process via the multivesicular body sorting pathway
Cellular component (GO): ESCRT I complex
Source: RefSeq, a predicted model, not a curated record
GGCGGCCCGAGCGGCGGCGGCGGCGUCGGCGGCUGCAGCUGCAGCGGCGUCGGCGGCGUCGGCCGAGUGGCGGGAUGGCGGGCGCCGCGAGCGAGUCGCGCUUCGCGGGGCUGUCGCUGAUGCAGCUGCACGAGCUGCUGGAGGACGACGCGCAGCUCGGCGACAUGGUCCGGGGCAUGGAGGAGACGCAGACUGUUCAGCUUAACAAAGAGAUGACACUGGCUAGCAACCGGAGCCUGGCAGAGGCAAACCUUUUGUACCAGCCCCAACUGGAUGCUCAGAAAGCUCACCUGACCCAAAAAUACCAGGAACUCCAGGUUCUCUUUGAGGCCUAUCAGAUAAAGAAGACCAAGCUAGAUAAACAGUCAAACAGUGCUUCCUUGGAGACUCUGUUAGCACUUCUUCAAGCAGAAGGGGCCAAGAUUGAGGAAGACACUGAGAACAUGGCAGAGAAGUUCCUGGAUGGAGAGCUGCCUCUGGAUGCCUUCAUCGAUGUCUACCAGAGCAAGCGGAAGCUGGCCCACAUGCGACGUGUGAAAGUGGAGAAGCUCCAGGAGCUGGUGCUGAAGGGACAGAGACUCCCACAGGCCGGGGCCCCAGUACCCCCCAGGGUGCCCGAGCCAUCCACUGCCACCCCCCUGCCCUAUCCCCCUCUGGAGGCCACCGGGCUCCCUUCUGUCGUGCCGCGGCGCAUCCCCCCGCCUCCACCCCCGGUGCCUGCAGGACACAUAGCCACCCCGUUCACGGCUGCCAUGGGCUCAGGACAGGCUUCUCCAUACCCAGGAUUACAGUGCCCACCUCUGCCCCCCAGGGUGGGCCUCCCCUCUCAGCAAGGAUUCUCGGCACAGCUGGUGUCACCGUACCCGCCAGCCCUGCCCCAGAGACCCCCUCCACGGCUGGCUCCACACCAGCCAGGCUUCAUCCUCCAGUGAGCUCCGGGGUCUCUACUUCCUGCAAGACACCCUUCGCCUGCCGUGCCAAGCUCCGCGAACGGAGGCUGUGGAGUCCAGCAUCUGGGCCAGUGGCGUGGGUGCCCUGGGCCAUGUGUCCAUCUGAUUUCAGAACUGUAGGUCCGUGGUAAGUAAGAGAGAACGAGUUUUGUGGACCAAGGGAGUUCUGUCUGUGCCCGGCCACAGGCCCGUUCAUCACACCAGUCUGUGCUCCGGGUGUGAUUUCUAAGUAUCUAGUGUUGAUGGACUUGUGCAUUUGGGAAGAUAAACCUCCCCCCUCCGAUUUAGAAUCAUGGCCCUCCUGUUGCAGCUUUAUUUAAUAAGCAUGGUUAGUGAUAUCUGUUUUAUUUUCAAGUCUUGGUCCACCAGCCGCUGUGGCGCUGGUAAAGGCUGGUUUGCACUGGCCAGCCUGGAACGGGUGCCCACAGCCUGGCCUGGCUGGGCAGCUGUGCUGUUGGUUCCGUCUGUGCCGGGCAGGCCGUCAGUCACUUCUCCCUCCCGCCAGACUGGAUGCUCUCUCGGUUCAGAACCGUGAGCAGACUUUGCACUUGGCUGCUGUGUGUAGAGGCCGGGAGAGCUGUGGCUCUGGGUGUGAGGCCAGUGUGAGCUGGACUUCACGCAGUACAGCCCUCAGCCCUCACCUCACACCUCAAGCAAGCCUCCUGACGGUUUCUGUGAAAAAAAUACUCAGUGUUUUUACUACACUUGUAAUUUUCCUGUUUUAUAUUUGGAAAGAAAACCUUUUUUGACACUCUCAAGACCAUUCAGGGAAACUUUUUAAAAAAAAAACGCAGAUACUGUUUCAAGCUGGUUCAAAAUGCAGAUUUAUUGAGUGCCGCUUCCUGUCAGGAGAGCAGUGCACGGUCACAUCGGUCAGUGCCCGUGCUGUGCCUUAGCUUCACUUGGUGCCAGGACUCAGAUGCCUGCAGUGUGCCAGCCAUGGCUGCCCUGUUGGGCCCACAGUUAGGCAGGGCCCUGGCGGGCCUCCCUGCUCUGUGCUAGGUCAGAGAAGGCCCAUCCACCUUGAGCCGGGGUACUCCCGGGGUACUCCCUCCCGGGCAGUGUUCUCUGCCCUCGCCGACAGUACUGCGGUGUUGGCCAAGGGCGUGGGAGGGUCUGGGGAAGCCCCCCUCACGGGAUUGGCAGCAGUGGCUCCUUCCUCUCUGGGAUCUCAUCUGCGGGUGCCAUGUGCAGAGUUCCCAGGGCCCAGGUGGGGGAGGGGCAGCCCCCAUCCCUGCUCCCAGAAGAGGGCUGCGUGCCUGUGGGUAGAACUUAGAGCCAUCCCCUCACCCUGCCAGCUGGCUGCCACCCAAGGUGACAGAGUCAAGGCAGAGCUGAUUAGAGAGCCUGUCCCUGGCAGGGAGGGCCACCAGCCUUUGUCCCCAAGUCCUGUGCUCUGAUCAUGGACUUGGGCUCCUCCCCACUGGAACUAUUCUGUAAAGAGACAAAGCUGUGUGCCACCUUGGUUCCGCUGCCACCAGGAACGCCCUGUGCCCGGUCACGGGCGGCAGCCACGUGGGAGCUCCAGGUGGAGCGGGGAAGGGGCUGCCAGGCUGACCUUGCCAUCACUGCCCAGGGCCACAGCUGGCACCGGGCUUGUAAAGCUGUAGAACUCUUAAUAAAUUGAGAAUUACUCAUUUCA